Molecule: messenger RNA, 2769 nt
Organism: Penaeus monodon (black tiger shrimp)
Lineage: Eukaryota; Metazoa; Arthropoda; Malacostraca; Decapoda; Penaeidae
Product: protein YIPF6-like
Exons: 8
Coding region: 127-888 (253 amino acids)
Biological process (GO): endoplasmic reticulum to Golgi vesicle-mediated transport
Cellular component (GO): membrane; trans-Golgi network
Source: RefSeq, a predicted model, not a curated record
CUUUAUCAACGAUGGAUUCAACAAUUCUGAUAUAAGUGAAUCCUGUUGCGAUAAUUAAGAUAGGAAAGUCAAAAUCUUCCAUAAAAGAACCAUCGACUUAGUUGUUGAUGUAAACAGCUGACCGACAUGGCUGACGUGGAUAGCAGCAAACUAGAGAUGCCGGACUUUGUGGAUCCGGGGGGCUAUGGGGAGGUGUCGGGUGAGAUCACUAUCCCCGGCACCGUAGGCAAGGCACAGGCCGACGAAUAUAACACAUUGGAUGAACCCGUCAGAGAAACUAUUCAGAAGGGCAAAGAGGCAAGCACUGGGGAGUCUGAGCCACGGCAAUACAACACACUAGAGGAGCCUGUCAGUGUCACCAUUAUGCGAGACCUCAGGGCAGUUGGCACAAAAUUCUAUCAUGUACUUUAUCCUAAGGAAAAAAAGGCUUUAUUAAAGGAAUGGGAUCUUUGGGGCCCUCUGAUACUCUGCACAUUUCUUGCCAUGAUGGUCCAGGGUUCAGAAGAUGCUGAUAGCGGUGAUGGAGGGCCUGAGUUCGCACAAGUGUUUGUCAUCGUGUGGGUUGGUGCAGCUGUCGUCACUAUGAACACUAAGCUCCUAGGAGGAACCAUAUCCUUCUUCCAGUCUGUGUGUGUCCUGGGCUACUGCCUCUUGCCAUGCUGUGGUUCCCUCAUCCUAUGUCGCCUCAUACUCAUCGCCACGCAGAACAAGCUCCUUUUCAUCCUUAGAUUCAUCGUCACAGUCAUCGGCUUUGUCUGGGCAACCUUUGCGGCAAUGGUAUUCCUAGGUGACAGCCAGCCCAGUUCGAGGAAGGCCCUGGCCGUGUACCCCAUCCUGCUCUUCUACUUUGUGAUAUCAUGGCUGAUCUUGUCGCACACAAAUGUCUGAGGGUCCAAGUGGUUUUUAUUUGAGGUCUUUUGCUAGCUGGAGAGGUGUAUGUAGUAUUAGGAUUGUUAUAGAUUUUUUUUUCCUCCCCAAGUUCUUUUUUCAUUUUUGUGUGUUAGAUUGUGAGUGUAUAUGUGUGUGUUUGUGUAACAAGUUUUUGAGUGCAAGUUUGACCUCAGAUGAGAUUUUUUUUCCUUUUUUCUUCUCUCUAUAUAUGUGGGUAGCAUGAAUGAUGUGAUAAUUCAAGAGGAUGGUCAUUGGGUAGGAGUCAGAGAAGGAGACAAAUCUGCCUGAGUGUUUUGGCCAGAUCAAACCAGAGGCUGUUUUUUCAUUCCAGUUUGAUGCAAAUUCUGUUUAUGAAAGCUGUAUUUUGAAAAUGUUUUCUGUGGAGAAUAUCAGUGGAACAUUUCUCAUUUUCACAUGUGUAAUUUAUCCUUUCUGCUUUUCAUGUUACCUCUUUCCUUUUAUUUUCCUUUUUCACCCUUUUCCUCUUUCCUUUUCAUCUCCUCCUCCUCUCAGCGCAUGUUAUGAAGUGUGUAACUUUGCUCUCCUUUCCACAGCAUUGUUGUAUUGUAUAUAGGCAUUAAUAUAUAUAUGAAAAUCAUUCUUUAUCUCUCUCUUUAGGGGGGAAGCCUUUUGCUGGCCUGGAAGGGAUGCAUAAUAGUCAAUAUCCACUUUUAAGAGUAAUUUUUCCUGGUCACUAAAUUUAGAUUUUAACAUUAUUAUGAUUUUCCAUAUAUUAUUUAUAUCAUUAUAUAUAUUUUUUUCUUUGUGGUGACAUGGAUACAUUAAUCAUGACAUGCAUCAGUGCAGGGAUGUAAGAGUGUGAAAGAAGGAAAUAAAUAAAGAAAAAGAUUUAUAUACUGCAUUUGAUAUAGUCUUGUUUAGAAUUGCCUUCGUGUUUGUGAACAUUCCAUAACAUAUAUUAUAGAUUAAUCAUAUACAAAAAGAGAGGUUAGGGGAUUUUUUCAGGUGAAAGUAAAAUACAGACAUAUAUUUUUUUUCAUAGUCUCUCUAUGUAUCCCUGUCUUUGAGGCCUUUCCAGCAUAAAACAAACAAACAGACAAAUACACAAAUAUAAGGAGAUAAGAAUACAAAAAACAAGGAAAACAAGCAUACUUGUAAAUAGAUAAACAAACAAACAAGAAUACAAGCAGACAGACCCCCAAGCACACAUAAAACCAAAACAUAAUUGACUGCAGCUUGUAUUACUCAUACUUUAACUUCAUGUGUUCUUUGCUUGCUUUAAAAUACCCACAAUAUUUGUUCUUCCAGAUGUAAAUGCAAUGUUGUUUUUCAGCUCACAAUUAAGUUGUGCAUUUGUGCGUGUGUGUUUGUGUGUGUGCACAUUUUCAAGUGACGAAUUUGGUCAUGAAAUAAUGACUACUGUUGUUUUUGAUGCUAUUUAUUAUUACUAUUACUAUUACUAUUAGUCUCUGUUUGAAUAUAUAUAUAUUUGGAAACAUUUAUAGACUUUGGUUGUUUUGGAGCACAUAAUCUUUUUACCAAGAAUUGUAUACUUGACAAGAAAAUAUAAAUUGAAAAGUGUUUGAUACACAGAUGGAAGUACUUUUCCAGUCUUUCUCUCUCUCUCAGUUAGUGUGUGUCACUUAUAAAUAUUAUGCAGAUUAUAAAGGUUAUUAUUUGAAUCAGGAUUGCAUUGCCAAUGUCGAAUUGAUUGUUUAAUGGUUAAAAUUUAAUAUUUGAUUAUUAUACUACUUCUACCCUUGAACAUAUUCUCUCUCUCUUUUAAAUAUUUUUCUUCUUUAUCAGCUCUCAGACAUGAUGUAUCAGUUGAUUAUGACAUUCAUAAUAAUUUUCUGUUCUAAUAUAUUGUUAUUUUCAUCAGAUGAUGCUAUCUUCUCAAUAAAGUAAUUUUAAAAC